Messenger RNA from Salmo salar (Atlantic salmon), 2337 nucleotides. RefSeq names its product VHSV-induced protein-like. Gene Ontology annotation, cellular component: external side of plasma membrane. NCBI's taxonomy places the organism in Eukaryota, Metazoa, Chordata, Actinopteri, Salmoniformes, Salmonidae. The record is from RefSeq and is a predicted model, not a curated record. Gene Ontology annotation, biological process: T cell costimulation; cellular response to lipopolysaccharide; positive regulation of T cell proliferation.
UUCCCCGUUCUUAAAAUGAAAUGAGUCUCUAAUUAGUAGCCAGGCCUAUUUUUUCCCCCCCAGGUUUCGUUUCUGAUAACUCAGCUGACGCUCCCGAGGCUUGUACAGCUUUGCUUGCUGCCACUGCUCAAUCAUCAGUUUCUAGGACUCAGCCUGCUCGCAGUUUGUUACAAGUUCGAGGAGUCAACCUACUCGCAGUCUGUUACAAUAAAAAUGUAUGGCAUAGUCAGUAAACGACAUUUCAUACAUCUUCAUUGUCUGUGGAUUGUCAGCUAUGUUGCCUCCUCCCCCCUGUCUUCCAUUCCUGUCCCCAUCUCUUGCAAUGUGGGAAGCCAAGCCAUCCUUCCCUGCAAGUGGAAGUCCCAGCUAGACAAAAUCCCAGUUUGCCAUGUCCAGUGGCAGACACCUGAUGAGACCGUGUUUGAACAGAUGGGGGCGCAACGGUGGCAGGCAACCGAGUUUGAGGGGCGGGUGGAGGUACCUGAGGAACAGCUGUGGAAGGGAGACUGCUCUCUGAUCUUGCGUGACGUGCAGUUGGGGGAUGUGGGGCUUUACGAGAGCUUCAUGGUCGUUGACAGGGCACGUAAUAAGAGGCGGGUGUUCAUCCAGAGUGUCCAGCUCUCAGUCCAUGACUACACGUCCAAGGAGUCCUUGAGGGUGGGUGAAACCCUGGACCUGAAGCUCCACACUCCCCAGGCCAUGAAAGUGGUCUUCCAGGGGUGGAACAGCACAGAGUUGACGGUCCUGUGGAUGAGGGGUGAAGAGGUCAACAGGGGUCGUCUUGAGGCUAAAGGGUUGGUGGUCCGCCUCAAAGGGUUAAGGAUAGAUGACGGUGGGACCUAUAACGUGUUGGAUUCCCAUGGGCUGUCAAUUAGCAGGGUUCAACUUACAGUGGAAGCGUAUCAGGUUGGUGAAACUCAAACAUUCCAUCAGAUCCUGGUCGAACAAGCACCUAUAGGUAAAUCAACAUAUAACAGGUCCUCCUCUCUGCUUAUGUUAUUUGUCCUGCUGUUCAGUCCCCUGAUUCAACAUCUCUUCUAACAACGAUCUCCCAUGUAAGCAAGGUUUUAACCUAUUUGGCUGGUUUCACAGACCGUCUGCAAUAUUUUUUACACCCUAAGCCAAAUCACAAAUCAGAGUGCUAGGGUGCGUUCCCCUGUGAAAACAGUGAAAUUUAAAAAAUGCAAAUAGGAUUUUGGUUGUACUCUGGCCAAUGUGUUCCAGGGAAUUUAAUACAAUUAUUAAAAAAAUAAAGAUUGAGCCAGUUUCCAGGACCAGAUUAACCCUAUUCCUAAUGGACUAAAUAGCUAGCUCAAUAGAGAAUAUCCAUUGAAGAUUUAGCCUUACACAUCAGGGUAGACUUCUCUUGUGGCAAACAGUUCCUCUGGCAGUCACUGAAACCUUGGUAACGAGGGCACUUGGAAUGUCUGUACUGAGGGAGCUUUUUGUGACGUGGAUCAUAAUAAUUUUUUUUAUAUAUGGGGAAUUUCUUGAUACAUUUAAAAAUCCAAUAACCCCAAAAGAAAAUGCAAUUGUUUUUGAUGCGAUUCCAAGGGGAGUUGUAUCUCUGGUAAAUUUCUCUGUGGUUGAUGUAAGUAACAGAUUUACAUGAAAAUAUAUUCAUUGGCAAUAUUAACAUCAAAGAUAAAUGUAGUAAUAAACAGAUUAGGAAUAUUGUUUGAUACUACAAUUCCCUCAGCAAGAUGUAAACAAUAUGGCACUACUUUAACUAAAAUGAAAAACAAAAAGGCAAUUAAAACUUGUAUUAUUAAUAUGAUUUGUUUGUUUAGGAUUCCUGGCAAUGUAAAUAGUUUAUGUAUGCUUGUUUGCAUGUGACUAUUCCUCUUUUGUUUGUUAUUUGUUCAUAAACAAUGAAAUAUAUAUUUUUUGGGGGGGAUUUGUGAAUAUGAAAUGUACUGAUAAGAGAAUUAUCUAUAUAGAGGUAAAUGAAUCAAUAAACCAUGAUGAAUUAUUAGUCAUACAGCAUGGUUAAUGAAUAAUCAAUGUAAUGAUCAAUGUAGUGAUCUAUUGGUCUGAUUAGUUCCAGAGAGUCCAGGAACCACUGGAGAGGGAAAGAAAUGUGUGUAUGCAAUUAGUAUAGAGAGCAGGGGACAGAUGGUAAAGGGAGUAAAACUUCAAAGGGUUCCUAACCUUGAGGGAAAGGAACAGGAUGAGCUAGGCAGUGAUAAGUGUGAGAAGUCAAUGGGGGAUGCAGGUCACCAACAGUUUGUGUGUAAAUGCAUGUCCGUAAGUAAGCAAGAACUAUAAAAUGACUGUUUUGUUAUCCUGACCUCAGAACAUUCUCAUGAAUAAAGCUACAGAAACCUUUUGCAGAAA